GAGCAUGGACGGCAACCAGACGUGGAUCACAGAAGUGACCCUGCUGGGAUUCCAGGUUGAUCCAGUCCUGGAGUCUUUCCUCUUUGGACUUUUCUCUCUCUUCUAUACCCUCACCCUUCUGGGGAACGGAGUCAUCCUGGGGCUUAUCUGCUCAGACUCUAGACUGCACACCCCCAUGUAUUUCUUCCUGUCACACUUGGCCAUCAUUGACAUGUCCUAUGCUUCCAACAAUGUCCCCAAGAUGCUGGCAAAUCUAACAUUUUUAUAUCUAGCCUUUGCUCACACAGAGUGUCUGAUUUUGGUGGUGAUGUCCUACGAUCGGUACGUGGCGAUCUGCCACCCCCUACGUUACACUAUCAUCAUGAGCUGGAGAGUGUGCUCGGUCCUGACCAUCACUUCCUGGGUGUUUAGCUUCCUCCUGGCUCUGGUCCAUUUAGUUCUCAUCCUGAGACUGCCCUUCUGUGGGCCUCAUGAAAUCAACCACUUCUUCUGUGAAAUCCUGUCUGUCCUCAAGCUAGCCUGUGCUGACACCAGCCUUAACCAAGUUGUCAUCUUUUCAGUGUGUUUUAUCUUACUGGGGCCCCUCUGCUUGGUGCUGGUCUCCUACACACGCAUCCUCAACUAG
Vicugna pacos (alpaca) is the source of this 625-nucleotide messenger RNA. NCBI's taxonomy places the organism in Eukaryota, Metazoa, Chordata, Mammalia, Artiodactyla, Camelidae. The record is from RefSeq and is a predicted model, not a curated record.